GCCCCUCCCCCUUCCACGGUUGGUUGAUCUAUUGCAAUGGUCGCAAUACCCACCCUCUCUCUCCUAUUGGCCCUGGCGGAGUGGGCAGGACUGGUCACGCCCUCCCCACACCUCUUGCUCCGCCCCCGGGAGCGGGAGAGAGACCCGGGGACUGUAAUGAACUUCAACAUCGCUGUGAUCCACGCGGGGGCCAGCGUGCAGGUAGAGGCGGCGGCCGGGCCCGGGGGAAGGGUGCUCUACCCUGGGUUUGGUCGGGCACACAGCUCCCUGGGGGAGAGCGUGAUCACCCAGUGGGGCUCUGCAAACGUCAUCUGGCUCCAGGUGAAUGACAGUAGUCCUAAGACUCUGCUGUCCCAGCUGUGUGACCUGCUGUCAGCGAGGCCCCUACAGGGCCUGGUCUACGAGGAGGAGAGGCCACCACCCACCGCCUGGGGACCCCUGGCCCCCAUGUUAGAGUUUGUCUCUGCUCAGACUGGACUACCCAUAGUGGCUGUAGGAGGAGGAGCAGGGCUGGGGAGGAUGCAACAGGUACGUCUGCUCUACUGUUCCCAGGAGGAGGCCGAGCUGGUGUUUAAAGCAGCCUGGGCCGCGGGUCAGGCUGGUCCCUCUCACAUGUGGUUCGCUGUGGGGCCAGCCCUGUCCGGCCUUGGCAUGGAGGGUCUCCCCAGGGCCCUGUUCGCCGUGCGUCCGCAGGGCUGGAAGGACAAGCCCCGCAUGAGGAUCGCCCGGGGCGUGUCCAUACUGACCCACGGGGCGGUGGCACUGCGCCGUGACUAUGGGGCCUCUGGAGGGCCAAACUUUGUCACCAACUGCAUGACGGAAUCCAAUCAAACACACAGGGUGCGGGGGAGGAUGAGGUAUUUCAGCAACAUCACGUUGGGUGGCAGAGACUACUCUUUCGACAGUGACGGUUACCUGGCCAACCCCGUCCUAGAAGUCAUCUCCUAUACACCUGGCAAAGGCUGGGAGGAUGUAGGGAUGUGGGAGAACGGUAAGUUGGAUUUGGUUUAUCCAGCGUGGUCGCGUUACGGUCCAUUCCUCCAACCGCCUGAUGGCGCCCAGCACCUGCGCGUGGUCACUCUGGAGGAACGUCCGUUUGUCAUCGUGGAGCUGGCUGACGCCGCCUCCAACACCUGCAUCAGAGACUCUGUACCCUGCCGACGACCCCUGAACGCCAGUAUUCCUGUCCAGGAUCCCCCAAAGAAACAGUGCUGUAAGGGCUUCUGCAUCGACAUCCUCAAACGAUUGGCUAAGAUCGUGGGUUUCACCUAUGACCUCUACCUGGUGACCAAUGGAAAGCACGGGAAGAAGAUUGAUGGAGUGUGGAACGGCAUGAUUGGAGAGGUGGUGGGACAGCGAGCAGAUAUGGCCAUCGGAUCCCUCACCAUCAACGAGGAGAGGUCAGAGGUCGUGGACUUCUCUGUCCCCUUCGUGGAGACGGGCAUCAGUGUCAUGGUCUCCCGUAGCAAUGGAACCGUCUCACCCUCUGCCUUCCUGGAGCCCUACAGUCCAGCGGUGUGGGUGAUGAUGUUCGUCAUGUGCCUGACCGUGGUGGCUGUGACCGUCUUCAUAUUUGAGUUCUUCAGUCCAGUCGGCUACAACCGCAGCCUUUCCAGCGGAAAGAAGGCAGGAGGCUCUACGUUCACCAUAGGAAAGUCUGUGUGGUUGCUGUGGGCCAUUGUGUUCAAUAACUCGGUCCCAGUAGAGAACCCCAGAGGAACCACCAGUAAGAUCAUGGUGCUGAUCUGGGCCUUCUUCGCUGUCAUCUUCCUGGCUUCCUACACAGCCAACCUGGCUGCCUUCAUGAUCCAGGAGGAGUACAUAGACACUGUCUCUGGACUCUCAGACAAAAAGUUCCAGCACCCCACAGAGCAGUACCCCCCUCUGAAGUUUGGCACGGUGCCCAAUGGAAGUACAGAGAAGAACAUCCGCAGUAACUACCCUGGCAUGCACCAUUACAUGGUCAAAUAUAACCAGAGAGGGGUGGAGGACGCCAUUAACAACCUCAAGACUGGGAAGUUGGAUGCCUUUAUCUACGAUGCAGCUGUGUUGAACUACAUGGCCAGGAAAGACGAGGGUUGUAAGGUGAUGACCAUAGGCUCUGGGAAGGUAUUUGCCACCACAGGCUACGGUAUCGCCCUGCACAAGAACUCCCGCUGGAAACGCCCCCUCGACCUGGCCCUGCUGCAGCUGGUGGGAGACGAUGAGAUUGAGAUGCUGGAGCGUCUGUGGCUGUCUGGUAUCUGUCACAAUGAUAAGAUUGAGGUGAUGAGCAGUAAGCUGGACAUAGACAACAUGGCGGGUGUCUUCUACAUGCUGCUGGUGGCUAUGGGGCUCAGUCUGCUGGUAUUUGCCUGGGAGCACCUGGUCUACUGGAGGCUCAGACACUGCAUGGCUACCAGCUCCGGGAGACUGGACUUCCUACUGGCCAUCAGUAGGGGCAUGUACAGUUGUUGUAGCUUUGAGGAUGAAACCACGCCGGGCGGGGCCAAAUCCUCCAUGGCUAUGCUCCCCCACCAUCAUGGCACCAUGGUAACAGUCCCGCCCCCGCCACACUUGGUUAGUGCGUCAUCAACCAACCCGGCCCUGACCAUGGCGCAGCAGCAACAGCAGCAACAGUCACAGCCCGUCUACAAAACACAACUACCUGGAUCCCCUCCCACUGUGGUGCAUUCUGGGACGGCGCUGGGGCCCUCCAACACUCCCAUGCUGGGGGCGCCCCUGCCCUGCUCCACAUUCCUCCCCCGGCCCGAUCGCAGACUGGCCGUGGUGGACCGCUGGAGGCUGCCCAAGGCUGGGACCGCCACCAACCCCAUGGCCGUGCGCGGGACCGUCGCAGACAUGGGACCCUUCCCCCAGAAGGUGGCUCCGACCUGGGGCACGACAGCUGGAGGAGUGGGAGUUGGUGGUGGUGGGGGGCUGGAUGGAUAUAAACGCUACUAUGGACCCAUCGACCCUGAGGGUCUGGGGCCCUGUAUGGACCAGCCGACAGGGUCCCAGACCCCCAAAACAGCCCCCAGGAGCCACCCUCAACCCCCUCCCGCCACUGUGGCCUUCUACUCAGAGAAAGGUCCUGAUCAGGGGGUGGGGAAGAGGGUGGUGGGAGGUGGUGGUACUGGGUGUCAGGGGAAGGGAGGGGUCAAACCUUUGGGGACGCCUCGGCUCCCUCCUAAAAGCCAAGCCGUGGGCGUGACCCCAGUCCCUCUGCCCACUAACCCCCCGCUGCCACAACCCUCCCCCCCUCUCCCCUCAUCCUUUUGGAGGAAGCGCCGGCCCAAGAAGCCCAAAGAGCCAGGCGGGCCUCUGUACGAGAACAUCCUACCGCUGGGGCGCAGGGGAGGAGGAAGGGAUGGAGCUAGGGAUGGUGGAGGGAGGAGGGGACGCCCCCUCUCUCCUCCUCUCCCACUCCCCGUAACCGUGCCCAUGUCCCCCACCUACACUCCCCCUUCCCCCUCCACCUCACUCCCCUACACCAGCUCAACAUCCUCCUCUUCCUCUAACACAUCGUCUACCUCUUCCUCUACCUCCUCCUCUCGCUCCUCCUCUCCUUCCUCCUCCUCCUCCUUGACCUCUCAGAGCACGCGGGAAGGUUUGGACGCAGAGGACGAUGAUGAGGAUGAGGAGCUGACCGAGGAGUCCAGUCUUCUCCUGGGGAGGGGGAGGGACAGACAGCGUUCAAUUAUCUCCUCUCGCUCUCUCAGUCACGGGCGCCAGCCACCACCUAUACCACCCCGAAAACCACGCCCUGCCCGAGGGGAGAGAGACAGGGAGAGGGAGAGAGGAGGUAGCCAGUUGGCCCAGUUACAGGAGUGGUGGGCGGGCUGGGGUGAGAGAGAGAGGGAUCGCAGUGGAGGAGUAGGAAAUGACGAGAGGAAACGAGAGAAGAAGAGGAGGAAAGAUAAAGAGAAGAAGAAAAAGAAGAAGAAGAGGAAAAAGAGGGAGGAGAGAGAACGAGAGAGAGACAAAGAGAGGAAGAGACGGAAGGUGAAAAAGAAGAGGAAGAAGAAGGCGCUGAAGACGAAGAAGAAAUCGACUGGGCGUUCUGAGCAAGAAGAGGGUGAUGUGGAGGCAGAUAGGGAGGGAAUAGGGGAUGGAGGGAGAGAAGGAGGGAUGCCAGACUACUCUUCCUUUCCAACCCAGUAUCGUAGUACGUUUGGGGAGAAAGGGAGAGAUUCAGCAUGGGCAGGAGAGAGGGAGCGAGGAAGGAGGGAGGGAGAAGAGGAAGAGGGGGGUGAUAGAGAGGAGGAUAGCAGCAGGAGCAGGGAGAGGCGGCCCAAAUCAUCCCGUUCCCACUCCAGACAUCGACCCCCCAGUAAGCGCUACCCCAAACUCCCCGCCUCGGUCAAGUUCUGGGUGAGUGGAGGAAACGGGGAAGGGGGGGACCCCAACUCUGGAACACCCCCCUCCUCCCUCCCUCCCCUCAUCCCACUCUCCAAGAGGAGGAGGAGUGGAGGGGUGGAGAGAAGGGAGGGAGGGAGAGAAGGAGAGAAGAGGCCUCUGUUGAUGCACUAUGAGAAAGGCAGGGCUAACACCCAGGAGGGGCUCUCCUUCCAUGAGUGGGACUCUGAGGAGGAUGAUGAGGAAGAUGUGGGGGAGGAGAGGCAGAGAGACAGAGCGAGGGAACGGGUGGAGGAGAGGGUGAGGAGGGCGGGUGGGAGAGGUGCUGUGUCAGAGUCAGAAAGAGACAGGGCAAGAACAGAGGAGAGUUACUCUGAUGAGGGCUCAUCAGGGGAGUUUGGGCGAUUUGAGAGGUACUGGGAGGGGAGGGAGGGGGCUGGAGGACCAGGGAGUAGUGGGAUAGGGGGGAUAGGGGGAGGGAGCUGGUUUUUCGGAACAUACCCCUCCAGAGAGAAAGGGGGCAGCAUCAACAGCAGAGACGACUCUAUACUAGGGCGAGUGGAGGGCUGGGGGGGGGCGGGGGGAGAUUCUUGGGGUUCGGGGCCAGGAGUAGGGUGGGCGUCAGGGGGAGGGAGUGGAGGUCUGGGGUCCCAGUGGCCCCCCCCUCCAGCAAACCUCCCGCACCCCCGACGGUACUGGUCUGUCGACAAACUCCCAAUGAAGGGAGAGAAGAAGUGGAAAAGGGGAGGAAGGGGGAAGGGCAAGGGACGCGCACGAGACAGAAACCAGGGGUCUGGGGUGUCAUGUUCAUGUAGUCAGUACCCCCACCCCCAUGUGCACCCGCACCCCCAAGGGCGGUCACACGGCCAUGGGAAGAGAGGAAGCACGGCCCUGUCCCACAGCCAGGAGGAGUUGCUCCCCCACUGCCACAGCUUCAGCGGGGGCUCACGGCCCAAACCCCCUCCCAAACCAGACCAGGGCCAGGCCAAGUCAGGCAGCCAGGCCAGCCUCAGCACACAGCAGCCAGGAGUGUUAGUGGAUCACCCCCCUCAGCCCUCCCUCUCACCCCCUCAACCCCAACCUAGUGCCCCUUCCUCAUCCUCCUCCCUGCCGGUGCCCAUCCCUCCUCCUCCCUCCUCGUCCUCUGCCUCGGCCAGUGCUAAGCUCCUGUACCAGAGACUACGGUCAGUACCUCAGCCCGGACGCUUCUACUCCCCCCACCUGCCACUCAAGGCCAAGAGCCUAUGCUCCCGACGAGGCUCCGCCCAUUUCUCCAGCCUGGAGAGCGAGGUAUGACAGGGGGAGACGAGAGAGGGAGACACUCGAGCCGACACCGGUGCCGCUGAAACCACUGACGCCAUGGCAACUGUUACCAACGGCGGUGCCAUGGCAACGUCGGAUGCCACGGUAACUGAGACUGCUGUUAUGGCGACUACAAAUGACCAUCAGCUAGUGACCAUCGCUACAGGAACAACUAGGGAUGACUGCACCAUGGCUGUCUCCGCUGUGGGUGAUAGCGGAACCAUAGUAACCCGGUCCCUGGUGCGUGUUCUGGUGAGGGCCACGGUGAGGCGCCACACCAGGGUCACCUACAUCCGCCUGGAGGGGUCCCAUGACACCGAAAGUGAGAGCGAGGCCAUGUCGUCUGGGGCGAUAGCAGCUCCAGAACUCCUCCUCCGGUCGGAACUGAGCUUUGUGAUGUCAUCGUCAGUUCUCCUCUCUUCCCCCAGUCAGAACAAUGGAUAAGACAAGUCUCCAAACUGUGAGUAAUGAUGUCAUGUUUACACACACACACACGUGCUCGUCUCCCUCCCUCUGGCUCUGACUGAACACACCUCGUUGGUAGCAGAGAGACCGGCCUGCUCCUGUAAGGAUCCAACGACUGGUUAACACUUCCACAGACUCUAGCUCUCCUGUCCCCAUUGGCUGAGGGACAUGUCACAUCAUCCCCUUUUGAAUUGGAUUGGUAGACUGCAUCCUCACGUUGGAGAGACCCCCCCAUCAUCUCUCUCCCCUUUUGUAAGUUGGUUGAUAUAAAAGCAAUGCAGUCGCCUCUCUCUUACACAUGAUCUGUCUGGCUUCCCAUCUCUCAUUGGACAGUGAGGACAGUGACAUCACUUUGACCUCAUGACAUCUUCAUGGCCAUCUAGUGCAACUGAAGCCCCCCGGAAGGGAAGGAUACCAACCCCCAUGAUGUCAUGUUUACUACAAACUCUUUUGCCCAAUUAGAUUUAACAGGAGACUUUCUCCGCCACCUCAUCGGAGCCUGUCCUUUUUCCUCUGGUCGGAUCAGAACUCAGAACAGAGACUCUUGUCAUUCCGCUGACGAGCACGAUGACAUCACUGUGUUUCAGACACAAACGGAACAUUCGGAAGGAAAAAAGACACGUAGCGAGAUCUUUCUUUCCCGUCUUUUUCUUUCUUUCUUUCUUCUCCUGAUAGCUUCUUUGUUAUUCUAUCUAUCUAUGUGUUGUUCUGUUAGUAUUUCAAGCAGCAGGGAGGUCGGCUGGGGCUGAACUUGGACGUGAGAAACGUUUGGAAAGCAGUGCCAAAUUUCUACUCCACAGCUUUUAAGCCAAAUUGGUUUCCAGUCAUCUGUUUUCAUGAGUAUAUCCCUAUAGUAUUUCACACGUGAGCAAUACAACAUUCUCUAUUAGGAGAGAGGAUGGAGGAAAUGAUUGUUUGCAAUAUCUACAGUUGGCACUAGAUGGCUGCAUAAUAUUCAAAUAAGCUUGAGAGGACUGAGUGAGAAAGUCUCUGAGCUGAGUCCAUUGGACAUUACAUUGAAGAUGUAAAACAUUCCGUUAUUAUGUGGAGGAAUCAGGACAGCUUAGCUUUAGUCAUUAGGAGUAUUGGGUCAUUGAAACCCUGAGCAGUGUAUUUGAAAAUAGAGUUCAUGGCCUUUCAUUCCCUCCUGCUUGGAAGACCCACUCACCAGUGUGAAGGAGAUGCAUCUUAUGAAGCACAAUUGGUCAUCGCAUAAAGCCAUAAGCCAACCACGUGCCGUCAUUACAGCACACAAUAGUUAUUAUACCAUGGUGAAGAACAAUACUGUGCCAAUACCUGACUACUGUCAUUAUUAGAAAUGUAGUUUCACAGCAAGACGGAUGUAGUAAUAUCACUAUGAGGGGAAUACUAUGUGGGAGUGGAGUCUACUAUGUGGGACAUAGAGAUUUAACUGUGUUCUGUCAUUAAAAAAGACUGGAAUAAGUCAUCAAUAGCAAUAUUGCCCUCUUUAAUGUGAUGAUAAUACAAUGGCAGACUGACAGUACUUGCAGUGCUGAGUUAUGUGACAACCUGUAGGCCUGUUGGCUUGUUCCCCGGGGUGGACCUAGGCCAGGCACUGCUCAGAUCCACUCAUCUCUACACAAUACGGAUCUGUGAAGAACUAGUAGUGUGUAAGUGCAGGUGAUUUACAGAUCGGGUCAUCUGAACAGUACCAUGCUCAGGCUACACCUUAUGAACAACUCAACAGGUGUCAAACAGAGAAUAAACAGACAGUGCAUUAAAGUGCCAAAAUACAUUGUUAAACCAAAACUAUAGUCCGUACCAUGCUUUGGUGUUUCUCUGUGUGGGUCAUCUAAAAGAGCUGUGUCAUGCAGCGUCAUGCUCUCCAUGGGUAUGACGUAUUCACCUCAGCUCUCUCACUCUGAGACCAGCCCACGGCCGAACCCCCAGCUUCUCCUAGUUGAAUGUAGCUUUGACAUGAUGUAGAACUUUGAGACUUUGUAACCUUUUUUGGGAUGCUGUUGAUCCUGGCUGGAAUGGAGGGCUUGGUGGGGCUUGAUCCUGCUAUGUGAUGGACUAUGUCGUUGAGUUGGGUUUGUGCAUGUUGUCACAGAUCAAAAGGUUGGACGGUCUUUUGAGUUACAUUUGACUACUGCACAUACUGCUUUGUCAAGGGGCCAUAUUUUGGAAACAAUUUAUCAUAGUUAUAGACAGAUGUUUUGUCGUCCCCAUGAUCCCCUUACACCUUGGAAAAGCCCAGAAAUCAUUGCAUGUUUAGACGAUUGAAAUCCCAGAGGCUUGCAGUGGAAGGGUUUGUGUAGUUGUAUUCUAGCUAAAGCUUAGGUCCCAGGGCGGCCAUCUUUCCUUGAGGUAGCUCGCUCGUCCCAGCGCCCCAACAGUGGAAACCGUGGAAACAGUUCUACUGUUUGGAAUGAGGUCAUUUUAAACCAAUCAGGAGUGCUGAAGCCUGUUGUCAUCGAGCAUCAUUGAGUUGUAUCAAGGCGCUAAUACUGAAGUCUGUGACUGCAUGAACAGAAGUGACUUUUAAAACCUUGUAGCUACAUUUUUUGCUGAGAAUUAAAGAAUAUAUUAAUAUAUACUAUGUUUUUGAGAAUGUACCAUGUUAUACUGUGAUUUAACUUAGAUAUUUUAUUAACUAUUGUAUUCCAUUUUAUCAUUUACAAAUUAUAUCAUUUAUCUAUACAGAAAUAUAUAUGUACAAAUAAAUAUAUACAUAUAUAUAUACAUACAUACAGGUGUGUGUAUAUAUAUAUAUAUAUAUAUAUAUAUAUAUAUAUGAGUUAAGUUUGGUACACUUGGAGGAAGUGUUAGAUGAUUCGUUUUAAAUGUUUUAGCUUUGUAGCAAUUCUAGACACUGAAAUCAUUUUGAAUUUGGAUACCUCCUAUAUGACUGUGAAGACAUUAGUGCCUGUGACAAAAAAAGAUGAGAAAAAAGUCUAAUCUCUCUACCAUCUACCUGUAUCUAAUAUAGCUAUCAGUCUGUCACUCUAACUGUUGUACUACCUAACAUUAUAUAUUUUUUGGUUUGUUAUUUUUAUUCAUAAUAUUUCUCUCUCUAUCCCUCUCUCUCUAUCCCUCUCUCUCUCUAUCCCUCUCUCUCUCUCUGUCUCUCCAUCUUUCUCUCUCUAUCCCUCUCUCUCUCUCUCUGUCUCUCCAUCUCUCUCUUAUUUAGCGGUUUGUUCCACACUAGUCUUUUCACCUCUAAAUCUGUCAUUUAUUUAACUCUUACAUUUUCCUUUAGUUUAAUUUCUUUGAUCAUCUUUCUAUUUCAAUCUGUCUGUCCCUCCGUCUGUCUCUCACUUAGCAAAAAAACCCAGAGACCAGUAGAUACUGUGUUCUUGCUCCUUUUGACUGAUUGUUGAAGAUGAUGAUCAUUUAAUUGAUUGAUUAGUGAAUUAAUGAAUUAACAAUGCUAUUAACGAUGUGAUUGAAGUGUGUAUCUGAUGACCAUGCCACUGUAGCAAGUCUGGGCUGUACCAAACUGCCGGGCAGCAACAUAGACCUUAGUUGCUAUGUUGCAGUGGUGUUGCCAUGGCGUUUCUAUGGCGUUCGGUACACCACCCCCACCUGGUGCUUGCUGGGUAAUGUAAUGUAGCAUAAUGUCCUUCAUGUUGCCCUCAAGCUCUGGUCUAGGAUCUGCUCUCCCUCAACCAGUCCUAACCAUAAUCAUUGGGGAUUGAACAAUUAAACCUGACCUUGGAACAGUGUUUGAAGGUUAACUUGGUGGUGUUGCACUGCAUGUGUCUGCUCUCUAUACUACUUACAUCUUAAACUGGACUGAACUGGACUGAUGACUGGCUGACUAUGGAAAUGUGAUAUGCUAUCAAUCAUUUUGUCAAGAAAAAAUGUACAUGUGAAUGACUUAGACUUUUGUUGGGCUAUGUUUUUAUUGUGAAAUACAGUUUGUUGUGUCCUAGUGUUGUGGCUGUGAGAGGUGUGUGUGUGUGUGUGUGUCUGUGGGGGGUGAGGGGGUGGGGGGGGGGGGUGCAUGCUUGCGUGUGUGUGUGUGCAUACUGAAAACACACGGUUUGAACUGUGCUGUUCUGCAUAGUGUGAUAUUGUACAGCAUAGUGGAUAACACUGGGAUGGUGCUGUAAAGUGGCUGGUAGCGAUACUGCCUGGCUGGCGCUCUACACUCCGAGGAACAUUAUGUUUUCUAGUCAGAAAUAUCUGGAGGUCAUUAGGAAUGUGUGUGCAUGUUUGUGUGUAUUCGACUGGGAUUUUGUUUGAAAGUGUUGUGCUGCACAGUCAUAUGUGUAUGUACAUUUUAGUAUGUGAGUGUGUGUGUGUGUGUUAUUGAAUGUAUGUAACCCAACUGCGGCAUGAUUCUAUAUAAUACCACGCAAGCACACACAAACACACACACUCCCCCUUGCACACACACUCUUAUACACAUACACACACACAGUGCUCUGCAUGCAUAUUUAAUACACACACAUACAUCACUCAGCCAAUGGACCUCAUCGUUCCUCGUUCCUGGAGCUCCCACUGAGCAACACUCUGUAGCAACGCGUCAAUAACUCCCCCAUCACACACACACACACACACACACACACACACACACACACACACACACACACACACACACACACACACACACACACACACACACACACACACACACACACAUGCUCUGAAUGAUUGGAUCAUCAAGGUUAGCAUCUUACUCUGCUUACUAUACCUUAUCAGUCUCAUGUCUGUGCAGAGUAAGGUUGUGCUGUUCAAUUAUGUUGGAUAGAAAAAUAAAUAUAUACAUUCUAGUUCAUCUUUGCUACAGAACUUCUUUGCAUAAUUGUUUUGAGUUGUCUGUUUUCUUUUGACUUAUCUCUCCUUACUCUGUGUGGGAUAAGAUAUGUGGUAAGUUAUGUAAUAAGAUAUGUGAUAUGUGAUAAGAUAUAGGAUAAGAAAUGUGAUAAAAUAUAUGAGGGAGAACUGUGUUUCACUGGUCUGUAUUCUGCCUUUCAGUGCUGCUCUGUUUACAUUAGUUAAAUGCUAUUUUUGUUUCUUACAGUCUGACGUCCAUGUUUUCAGUCCACUCUAAGAUCAAAGUAGACCACGAGUUCAGAUCAGUCAUUGGUCCAUGGUCAUGAUUCAUCCUUACGUUUCAGUCUUCUGUCACCUUUGACCUGGGAAGUAAAAUGCAUGGCACUCCCGAGUUCAAACAGGGUCCUCAUCGGCGUUUCGCCAUGAAACAAUUUAAAGGAAAAAUAGGAGUGGUAUGUGUUGCACUCACCAGGCCUAGUGACAUAAGAGCUACAUCUAAACAUGAUGCUAGGUUAAGUCAUUACACAGCUCAUUCACUGUGGUCCAUACAGGUAUCAUAGGACCACUACUUUUGGUCAUUCAGACUCAAAUGGAAUUCAGUGUCAUUGAUCCACGUAACAGUGUUUUAGCCUGGUGACUGUCCUCCAUCUGUUUCUGCGUUCCAAAAUUAAGUGGCACUAUAUAUAAUUAGUGUUGAGAUACGUUUUCUAAAGCAGAAAGAGACUGGCAACCAGGCUAUCAUUGCUGUGCUCUUGGAACAGCACCUAGAAACCAUCAUGAUUGUGUAGUGUACCUGUGUAUACCUGUAUACUUGUGGGUGGCUAAGGCGGGUUGCUAAAUCAGGAUGCUAAGGCUGUUGGUAGUGUACAGCCCAGACUGGUCUGGUCCAUACCCUGAUCUAAAUGAGUUAGUUUGUUUUGAUGUGGUCUGUCUGGGGCUGGGGCUGGCGGGUCAGUGCUGCACUUACUUCCUGAGAAUUGCUUCAUAAAAAUAUGAUUCUCUUUAAAUAA
Oncorhynchus kisutch (coho salmon) is the source of this 11861-nucleotide messenger RNA. Its product is annotated as glutamate receptor ionotropic, NMDA 2D. Gene Ontology annotation, cellular component: membrane. The transcript has 14 exons. Lineage: Eukaryota; Metazoa; Chordata; Actinopteri; Salmoniformes; Salmonidae. The coding region runs from base 37 to 5634 and encodes 1865 amino acids. Gene Ontology annotation, molecular function: ligand-gated monoatomic ion channel activity; signaling receptor activity. Gene Ontology annotation, biological process: monoatomic ion transport. The record is from RefSeq and is a predicted model, not a curated record.